Cucumis melo (muskmelon) is the source of this 1907-nucleotide messenger RNA. RefSeq names its product sugar transport protein 10-like. Gene Ontology annotation, molecular function: monosaccharide transmembrane transporter activity. Gene Ontology annotation, biological process: monosaccharide transmembrane transport. The transcript has 4 exons. The record is from RefSeq and is a predicted model, not a curated record. NCBI's taxonomy places the organism in Eukaryota, Viridiplantae, Streptophyta, Magnoliopsida, Cucurbitales, Cucurbitaceae. Gene Ontology annotation, cellular component: membrane. Bases 195 to 1751 code for a protein of 518 amino acids.
CAAACUGUAGAAAAUAAUGAAAAAUAAAACUUAAGAAACAAGGAUUUCUUUUUCUUUUAUCCUUUUCUUUUUUCUUCUUUAUGUGUGCAUUUCAUUUCAGUUUUUAAUUUUUUUUUGUUGAAAAUAACAAAAAAAAAAUCUCUCUAUAUAUGAUCUUGGAUUAAAAAGUAGACAAUUAAGAGAAAAGAAAAAAGAUGGCAGGAGGUGGAUUUGUUUCGCAAGGUGGUGGUACACACUAUGAAGGAGGUGUCAAUAGUUUUGUUAUUGUCACUUGUCUGGUUGCCGCGAUGGGUGGUCUCAUCUUUGGAUAUGAUCUUGGAAUUUCUGGAGGGGUGACUUCAAUGGAACAUUUCCUCAAGCUGUUUUUUCCAUCAGUUUAUGAACAACAAGCCAAGGCAUCUGGAGGGAACCAAUACUGCAAGUUUGACAGCCAGUUACUCACGUUAUUCACAUCUUCACUAUACUUGGCAGCACUAGUUGCUUCUUUCCUUGCUUCAGCAGUAACCAGGGCAUUUGGAAGGAAAAUGUCAAUGCUCACUGGGGGUUCAGUGUUUUUGGUGGGUUCAAUCUUAAACGGUGCUGCUGUCAAUGUUGAAAUGCUAAUCAUCGGCCGUUUGUUACUUGGUGUUGGUGUUGGCUUUGCCAAUCAGUCUGUUCCAGUAUAUCUGUCAGAAAUGGCACCAGCAAAGAUUCGAGGAGCCCUAAAUAUCGGUUUCCAAAUGGCCAUUACCAUAGGCAUUCUAGUUGCAAAUCUUGUUAACUAUGGAACGGCUCAAAUUAAAGAUGGUUGGGGUUGGAGGCUUUCUUUAGCUCUUGCAGCAGUUCCAGCAAUAAUGAUGACCAUUGGAGCAUUCUUUCUACCUGACACUCCUAACUCAAUCCUUGAGCGAGGUGACAUGGAGAAGGCUCGACAAAUGCUGAAAAAAAUUCGAGGUUUGGAUAAUGUGGACGAGGAAUUUCAAGAUCUUGUUGAUGCGUGCGAGGCUUCAAAGAAAGUGCAACACCCAUGGAAGAACAUCAUGCAACCAAAAUAUAGGCCUCAACUUGUCAUUUGCUGCGUCAUCCCAUUCUUCCAACAGCUUACAGGAAUCAAUGUGAUUACAUUUUAUGCUCCUGUUCUUUAUAAAACUCUAGGUUUUGGUGAUAGUGCGUCACUUAUGUCUGCUGUUAUAUCCGGUGCCGUUAAUGUCCUUGCAACAAUCGUAUCUAUUGUUACGGUCGACAAGUUUGGUCGAAAGUUUUUGUUCCUUGAAGGAGGCAUUCAAAUGUUCAUCUGCCAGAUAGCAGUGGGAAGCAUGAUUUGGAAAAACUUUGGAGUCAAUGGUGAAGGAUCAAUGCAAGGAGGUAUUGAUGCGGACAUCCUAUUGGCUCUAAUCUGCGUAUAUGUGGCAGGAUUUGCAUGGUCUUGGGGCCCGCUGGGUUGGUUGGUACCAAGUGAAAUCUGCCCCCUAGAGAUCCGAUCAGCUGGACAAGCGAUAAAUGUGUCUGUGAACAUGCUUUGGACAUUUGUCAUUGGUCAAUUGUUCCUGUCGAUGCUUUGCCACAUGAAGUUCGGUCUCUUCUAUUUCUUUGCAGGGUUUGUGGCGCUUAUGACCAUUUUCAUUUACUGGUUCUUGCCUGAGACCAAGAACGUACCAAUUGAGGAAAUGAACAGAGUGUGGAAGGCACAUUGGUUUUGGGGGAAGUUCAUUCCAGAAGAUGCAGUGAUUGGUCAUCAUGUUAGCAUGGAGCCGUAUGGCAAAGGAGUCUGAAUUAGAUGUUACAAGAAUACAGCAAUGAGCUUUAUUCUGUCCUUGGAACUGAGAUUUUUGGUAGAAUAUGAGACAAUUAUAAUAAGGAGAGGAGAGUAAGGAGUUGUUUUAAUUUUGAUUCUCAAUAAAGUUAACUCAUCUCACAAUUUUGAUGAA